Hippocampus zosterae (dwarf seahorse) is the source of this 5590-nucleotide messenger RNA. Its product is annotated as arf-GAP with GTPase, ANK repeat and PH domain-containing protein 1-like. The coding region runs from base 825 to 4421 and encodes 1198 amino acids. Lineage: Eukaryota; Metazoa; Chordata; Actinopteri; Syngnathiformes; Syngnathidae. Gene Ontology annotation, cellular component: nucleus. The record is from RefSeq and is a predicted model, not a curated record. Gene Ontology annotation, molecular function: GTP binding; GTPase activator activity; protein binding. The transcript is spliced from 20 exons.
GAGAGAGAGAGAGCACCAGGGCAGAUGAACACUGGCAAAAGGUUUGUCUCCACCCCAACAGACCCCCCCCCCCACUCUCCCCACCACCACCACCCUCCAUCUCUUUUGUAGUGUGCACCAAUAAAAAUCUGAUGAACGUGAGCAACAACCGCCACCACCUCACAGUUAGCAUCUCCUUGGAGCCAGCGAGUCCAGUUGUGCUGCAGGAUUACGGGAGAGUAACUGGAGGCUUUGAGGGGAGGAAAAACGGAGGAGGGGCUGUGUUGAGCUGGUGGGCUUCCUCUGCCUUACAGACACAUUUUAUUGACUUGCUAAUUGGACGAGGCGCUCGGAGGAGAGGAUGCGGUGACCGAGAGAUUUUCUCCAAGGGACCGAUCCAGACAAGGAAGCAUUGUGUGCUAUUUUAGAAUUUCUUCCAUUUUCGCGCUAUGUCACAACAGAUGGGCUUUUUUUCCCACCCCCCAGUAGUCAUCCUGCUGUGAAUUCCUGGUUUUGUGUAUGACAUUGUCAAAUGGAGGCUCCAGCUGCAAGACGCAUCGUGACAAGUGAAUGAUUUCCUUCUUACUCCACCCCCCGCACCCCCAAAGCAGGCUCACUUUCACCUAUUUUUAUUUCCCUUUUGGAUGGAUCAGCUCUUCAUCAUCCGCUCCGGCUGAUAUCCCGUUUGAUACCAUUCGAUCGCCAAAAGAAUCAUUCAUUUUUUAACCCGGACCUAUCUAAUUGCUGUGCAACAGAAUGACGUUCGCUCCCGCUGCCAUGACGGAGUUUUGCAUGCGUGGACUGGUCGGAGAGAAGGUGCUACUGUGCUGAGGUCUUGCGUCCCAAUGAGCCAAGCAGACAACCCACAGAGACGCACCACCUAUCUCAUCUCCCUCACUCUGGUGAAGGUUGAGGCUUUGCCAGAGGAUGUAGCUGGGAAACAAGUGGAGAAGGAGGGCGAAGGCAGCCCGAAAGAGAGUGAGGAGGUGAGACAUGACCCCAAAAAAGAGGAGGAAGCACGUGCUGGUCCACAAGCGUCGGAUAAAGAGAGCACACAAGCGGGAGAAGAAGUGGAGCAGGUGCAGGUCAAGUAUGGCAGCCCGAAUGAGAAGUGGAUCAAAGCGGAGAGAAGAGACCAAAAAGACGUCCCGAUCGCUAAAAGCAAGGACACUGCUCCCGUCCACCCUUCAUUGAGGCAAAUGGUGAAGGUGUACAGCGGCGGCAGCUUCGAGACCACCGUACGCAGAGAGGGGCCUCGCAGCGACGCCUCGCGUCCCAAGACGGAACUCUAUCGGGAGCCUCCAAGGCUCUUCCCAAAGGGCGAAAACGGAGCGGAGCUCAACAACCGUUCGCGCUGCAGCCUCCCUUUUUCAGUGCCGCCUCAGGUUAGAAAGCGCCCCGAAGUCUUGAUGAGGCCGCAUGCGGGAGCCAACGCAGCAUGCUGGAAGGAAGCCCGAGACGCCAACAACAGCUUGUAUCACUCUGCAAAGACUCUGGAGCGGAGGGAUAACCGUAUCGGGGAUCAGUCCCCCUUAAUGGCAGCUACAACUCUGGGGCCUUACAGGGCGUCUUGGGCCGACAGCGAUGGCAGAGGAACGCUCAUUCGUCCCGCGGCUCCCCUCAGCGGAGGCUAUUCCGGAAUCAUGAACAGGGAGAACUCUCACGAGGACAGAUUUAAGGUUUCCUUGGUUACACCCGUCACCUGCGAUGUCAACCGGCCUCCAAGAAAAACCACCAGUCGUACUCUGGAUAACAGCGACCUACAUUGCCAAGGAGGAACAAUCCAUAGAGCUCCCGUCCGUGACCGCAAGAUGCUCAAGUUCAUCAGUGGCAUUUUCUCCAAAAGUGCAGCUGCGCCCCCAAAUGUCAGCACUGCAUCCGCCUUGUAUCCCGCCGCGGACAGGGGCUCCAGCGAGGAGGAGGCUGCGUGCACCAGCAGUCAGGAAUGGACCAUCACUCAAACUGUGCAAGAACUUCACCUGGCUGUGUUGGGGGGCCUGUGCAGUGGGAAGUCUGCGCUGGUCCACAGACACUUGACAGGAAGUUACCUGUCACUGGAGAAUGCCGAAGGGCGUCAGUACAUUAAGGAUGUCUUGAUUGAUGGGCAGAGCCACUUGUUGAUCAUCAGAGAGGAGACGGAACUCCCAGGAGCCCAGUUCGCAAGCUGGCUCGAUGCGGUUAUCCUGGUCUUCAGUUUGGAAAACGAGGCCAGUUUCCAGGAAGUGUACAAGAUAUACCAUCAGCUUGCCGUCUACCGGCCUGUCACCGAGAUACCUUUCGUAGUCGUGGGCACGCAGGAUAAGAUCAGCAGCAGCAACCCAAGGGUCAUCGACGACGCUCGGGCCAGGCAGCUCUGCUCAGACGUGCGCCGUUGCACCUACUACGAAACAUGUGCCACGUACGGCCUCAACGUCAACAGAGUCUUCACUGAUGCUGCUCAGAAGAUCAUGGCUGCCAAGAAGCAAGCUGCUUUACUAGCUUCCUGUAAAUCUCUUCCAAACUCUCCCAGUCACUCUGGAGGCUCCACCCCAGUGUCUGGUGUCUAUCCAGGACAGGCCAGUAAUGGAGGUCAGAGUAGCGAUUACUCCUCAUCGCUUCCCUCCACCCCUGUGAUUAGCCAUAAAGAGAUUGGCAGGUCGGCAAGAGGGGAGAAACAAGACAGUGGCACUCCUGGCUCAGUCCGCAGUGCCACCCGCAGACGCAACGCACGCUUUUCGGGUCGAAGAGGCAGUGACUCAGCCAGGCGAAGUGCAGACUGCAAAGGAGACGUGGGAAGCGGGCGCUUUAUUCCGAUCAAGCAGGGUUUCUUGCUCAAGCGCAGCGGGAACUCACUCAAUAAAGAGUGGAAGAAGAAAUACGUCACCCUCUCCAGUGAUGGCAUCCUGUCAUACCACUCCAAUGUCAAUGACUACAUGCUAAACACACCCGGGAAAGAAAUGGACCUGCUGCGAGUGACGGUGAAGGUGCCAGGAAAACGUCCCCCUCGUGCUGUACCUACCGGCGGCCCUCCAGUCGGACUCAAAGAUGUGCAGGGACCAGAGGGUGCCAGUCUGGUUCCGGUCAGUGCCAGCAGCCUCCUGCAAGCGGAUGACAUGGAGGGGGUCGGGGGCGCUCUCUUCCUGAGGAGUAACAGAGGCGUGCAGCGAUGUUCUUCCAACGUCUCCAACCACGCUCAAAGUGUUGACUCUGCAGUUGAGGGUGUGUCCAGCUCCUCGUCCACCAAAGAUGUAGGCUCCACAUCCCCAGUGGAGGACAGGAAGAAACAUCGCAGAAAGAAGAGCAUGAACCAGAAAGGGGACGCCACCAUUGGCCAAGCAGAUGCCAAGCGCAAAAUGUGGAAACUAAAAAGCUUUGGUAGCUUAAGGAACGUGAGCAAAACAGAUGAAGAAAACAAUGACUUUGUCAUUGUGUCGAGUUCUGGCCAGACGUGGCAUUUUGAAGCUCAAAGUGUGGAGGAGAGGGAUUCCUGGGUGCAGGCUAUCGAGAGUCAGAUCUUGGCCAGCUUGCAGCUGUGUGAGAGCAGUAAGAACAAGGCUCGCAAGAACAGCCAGAGCGAAGCCGUCGCUCUGCAGGCGAUUCGCAAUGCAAAAGGAAACGGCUUCUGUGUCGACUGCGAUGCUCCCAAUCCCACAUGGGCCAGUUUGAACCUCGGCGCGCUCAUCUGCAUCGAGUGUUCGGGGAUCCACAGGAACUUGGGGACUCACGUUUCGCGCGUUCGCUCACUCGAUUUGGACGAUCUACCGCGAGAGCUCACGCUGGUUCUCAGUGCAAUUGGCAACCACAUGGUGAACUGUAUAUGGGAGGCGCGCACGAUGGGCCACCGUAAACCGCCGCCUGACGCUACCAGAGAGGAACGAGAGUCGUGGAUUCGGGCCAAAUAUGAGCAGAAACUUUUUGUGGCGCCUUUGCCCCCUCCUACUCCCAACGAGGGUCCCGACAUCACACUCUCCGGCCGUCUUCUGCUGGCUGCGAUGGAGCACAAUCUCCCCAAGCUGCUGCUCCUUUUGGCUCACUGCACUAAGGAAGACAUCAACGGCCCCCCCAGCAUGGCGCUCUCCUCCCGGUCCCUCCUGGCGCUGCGGCUGCCCGGCUCUGCCCUUCAUGCUGCCUGUCAGCAGGCCAACGUGGUGAUGACUCAGCUUCUCGUUUGGUACGGAUGUGACGUUAGGUACAAGGACGCUCAAGGGCAAACAGCGCUGACCCUGGCUCGCAUGGCGGGCAGCCAGGAAUGCGCCGACAUUCUGCUGCAGUAUGGAUGUCCCAAUGAGUGCGCCCCUUCCGCUGCCACAACAGCAGGAUUCCCAUCCGCAGCCAACCCAGGCUUCUCCGUUGCCAUGACGCCCAACCUGACGGUCGCCACGACGCUCAGGAUCUCGCACAGGGGCGGUGGUGGCGGGGCAACCAGCUUCAGCUACAGUACGUCAAGAAAAGCCGUAUCAUAAGACGAGAGGAGAGGGUGGGGUUUGUGUGUGUGUGUAUAUAUAUAUAUAUAUAUAUAUAUAUAUAUAUAUACACAUACACACACACACACAUAUAAUAUAGAAAUGUAUGUGAGCGUGUGUGUGUGUGGAGGAACAUGUGCUAAGAAGUUGCACUAGUACUGUGACACAAGCCCAAAUGGACUGAUGUGUGUAAAAGAGAGAUAGAGACUGAAAUGGGGAGAAAGAAGACAAAACUGGCCCAUGCAGCAAGAGUGAUGAAAGGAAAUCGACCUGUGUUAAGGGGCUCGGAGGGGUUCGGGGGGGAUCUCUCAUCCAAAUGAAGAACUGCAAUAAGCUAAUGAACUGGGCUGUAUGUAUCUGUUUGAAAUGCCAUCACUUUAUCGGUAUUUACAAGAGAGUGUCUGUAUUGUGUUGCGUUCAACACAGCCUAACGGACAGUUCGUUUUAAAAUUCCGCUACAAAGGCUGCUUUUGUUUUGAAGAAAAUCAAGAGAUAGGAUGAUAGAACUCUAUAAAUCGGAAAAAAAGUGCUUAAUUUCCAGCAUUGUACUUUUUGUACGGGUGGUUGGUUCUGUGUACAAAAAAUGGCUUGGGAGGAGAUUUCUUGCUUUGGUGUUCCUUUGAUAAUUAACUCAAAGCUCAAGACUAAGAUUUCUAUGUAAUGUUUGUAUCACUGUGCGCGACAUCAACACUGUACAUGAUUUGUGCAUUUUGCAUAUCUUGAAAGUGAAUGACUCCAAGCAGCGGGCCACUGUGGUGAUGUUCGUAUGAGCAAAGGAAAUGCCUUCAUUUCAACUGAAUGUAUUUUAAAACGGUCAUGUCGUCAGGAAGGUGCCGCUUUCAUGGAUGUUAACUCUCUCUCCUGCCGAACCUAAUAGAGAUUAAAAGUCUUAUUUAGUAGAUUGUUUUCAAAUGUACAUAUAUAUACAAGUGAGCAGUGGUAUGAAUGUUUACAAGUGGCUAAUAAUCAGUGUGAGGAAAAGAGGAAUGUUGCCCAUGCGGCGAUUUCAAGAGGAGCCUAAAAAGAAGUCAUUCCAUCCGUACUUGAUGUAAUUCUGUGUUCAUCUAAUGACAGUUGCUGAGUAUACAUGUCUGUGCUGUAAAAAGGUCUCGAUUCAUUUGUAUUUUUUUACUCAUGCAAUGAUUCAUAAAGCAUUCGUUAUCAAUACA